Diaporthe amygdali is the source of this 291-nucleotide messenger RNA. RefSeq lists its product as uncharacterized. Gene Ontology annotation, biological process: electron transport chain; mitochondrial respiratory chain complex I assembly. The transcript has 3 exons. Gene Ontology annotation, cellular component: mitochondrion. The record is from RefSeq and is a predicted model, not a curated record. Lineage: Eukaryota; Fungi; Ascomycota; Sordariomycetes; Diaporthales; Diaporthaceae. The coding region runs from base 1 to 291 and encodes 96 amino acids.
AUGCUUCUGCGACCUACAAUGAUACUGCGGGCCGUCAACGGCCGGACGGGUAACAUCACCGGCUUCGACGUCCGCAAGCUGAAAGAGUCCAUCGAGAAGCCCCGUUACGACCCAUGGGAGCGAUACGAGAACUGGCGGUACACAGGACUGUUCAGCAGAUGGAACAGAUUCAAGAGCGGUUUUCCCGGCCUGGGUAUUGCGACGGUGGCAUUCGCGGCAUACUGUGGAUAUGAGUACGCGUUCCUGCAGGACGAGCACCACGGCGAGCACCACGGCGAGGGACACCACUGA